AUGGGGCAGCUAGGGCUGGGGGUGAAGAAAGAUGAAAUUAAAUUACCAGGCACGUGUUUUGCUAUGGACUGGGACAAAGAUGGGAACGCUCUCGCCAUCAUUGCUGAUAAAUCAAAUUCCAUCUACAUUUGGGAUCCAAACACAAGGAAGACCAGUCAGUUAGACAGCAGCAUGAGAUAUGGAAACGAAUGCACUCUAAUUAUGGAAGCCAUGAAGUACCACUUGUUGCCUGAAAGAAGACCCAUGUUACAGAGCCCUCGCACAAAGCCAAGAAAGUCCACAGUCGGUAUGCUGUUUGCUGUAGGUGGAAUGGAUGCCACCAAAGCUUUGAAUACUGUUGAGUGUUACAAUCCAAAAACUAAAACAUGGAGUGUUAUGCCACCAAUGUCUACGCACAGACAUGGCCUUGGAGUGGCGGUGUUAGAAGGACCCAUGUAUGCUGUAGGUGGCCAUGAUGGAUGGAGUUACCUGAACACGGUGGAAAGGUGGGACCCUCAAGCACGUCAGUGGAACUUUGUGGCCAGCAUGUCAACGCCUAGGAGCACGGUUGGCGUGGCAGUGCUUAGUGGAAAACUUUAUGCAGUGGGUGGUCGUGAUGGGAGUUCUUGUCUAAAGUCUGUAGAAUGCUUUGAUCCUCACACCAACAAAUGGACCCUUUGCUCCCAGAUGUCAAAGAGAAGAGGAGGAGUGGGAGUCACUACUUGGAAUGGGUUCUUGUAUGCAAUCGGAGGACACGAUGCACCAGCUUCCAACCUAACAUCUCGGCUUUCAGACUGUGUCGAAAGGUACGAUCCCAAAACAGACAUGUGGACUUCAGUGGCCUCCAUGAGUAUAAGUAGAGACGCAGUAGGGGUAUGUCUGCUGGGUGACAAACUUUACGCUGUUGGCGGAUAUGAUGGACAAAGCUAUCUCAAUAACGUGGAGGCGUAUGACCCUCAAACAAAUGAAUGGACGCAGGUUGCCCCAUUGUGCCUUGGAAGAGCCGGUGCCUGCGUAGUGACCGUGAAACUAUAAGACACGCAUAAGACGCACGUGUGUUAGACCACCACAUAUCCAAAGAGAUUCUCCUUCACCACUGCUUCUUAUUUACAAGUUUAUUGAAAAAACACAAUUUUUAUCUCAAUCUGCUCGGAUUUAAAUACAUUUUAUCUGUACUAAGUUAUAUUCAAUAAUUUAUAAUCAAGCAUAAAGAAUGUAUCAGCUUUAAACAAAGAUUCACCUUCCAAGAUCUAUUUUUAUCAUUCUUGGGAAAUAAUUGUUUAUGACCAAUAUUAAUGGAUCCAAUAUAUUUCGGAAUCACUGGGUAUUGGAUAAUGUGGAUAGUUUUUACUUCAUUAUAGGAAAAAACAAUAUGCUACCCUGCUCUGUUAGUUCGGCAGCAGUCAAAGCAAGUGCCAGCUGGUCUUUGAAGGACAUUGGUGAGUUCCGUAUGGGAUGCCAGAAUUGUCCAUGUGUCCUUGGCUGGUUAUAAACGUUCCAUUGGUGAAACACCUAUAUGGGCUGCAUCUGGUGAAAUAAUGGACACUGUCAUUGGGAUGAGAAACGUAUGGAAAAGUGAAGAUAAUGCAAGUGAGAGAACAAGAUAAAAAGAGCAAAGAAUGGAAACAAAUGAAGAUUAAUUGAUAGUUUGUUGAUGGCUAUAUUGUUAUAUUUUUUUGUAUCGAUCUGUUUGUUUCUAUUUUGUUUCUAUUUACUUUUUUAAAACCAAAGUCUUAUUUUUAAUACUUAUUUUUAC
Spea bombifrons (plains spadefoot toad) is the source of this 1735-nucleotide messenger RNA. RefSeq names its product kelch-like protein 5. Gene Ontology annotation, molecular function: protein binding. The transcript has 8 exons. Bases 1 to 1014 code for a protein of 337 amino acids. The record is from RefSeq and is a predicted model, not a curated record. Lineage: Eukaryota; Metazoa; Chordata; Amphibia; Anura; Pelobatidae.